This is a messenger RNA of Megalops cyprinoides (Indo-Pacific tarpon), 1082 nucleotides long. Its product is annotated as polyubiquitin-B. Gene Ontology annotation, molecular function: ubiquitin protein ligase binding; protein tag activity. Bases 103 to 1020 code for a protein of 305 amino acids. Gene Ontology annotation, biological process: protein ubiquitination; modification-dependent protein catabolic process. The record is from RefSeq and is a predicted model, not a curated record. The transcript is spliced from 2 exons. Lineage: Eukaryota; Metazoa; Chordata; Actinopteri; Elopiformes; Megalopidae. Gene Ontology annotation, cellular component: cytoplasm; nucleus.
AAAACCACAGCCCUUUGUUCCACUGCUGACUUGUUUCGUAGAAGAAAGAAGUGACUGUCAGAAGACGCUGGGUUUACAGAAAUUUUUAAUUAUUCUGUGACAAUGCAGAUUUUCGUGAAGACCCUUACUGGCAAGACCAUCACCCUGGAGGUGGAGCCCAGCGACACCAUUGAGAAUGUCAAGGCCAAGAUCCAGGACAAGGAAGGCAUUCCCCCUGACCAACAGAGGCUGAUCUUUGCUGGCAAGCAGCUGGAAGAUGGCCGCACCCUGUCUGACUACAACAUCCAGAAGGAGUCCACCCUUCACCUGGUGUUGCGUCUGAGGGGAGGCAUGCAGAUCUUCGUGAAGACCCUGACUGGCAAGACCAUCACCUUGGAGGUGGAGCCCAGCGACACCAUUGAGAAUGUCAAGGCCAAGAUCCAGGACAAAGAAGGCAUUCCCCCCGACCAACAGAGGCUGAUCUUUGCUGGCAAGCAGCUGGAAGAUGGCCGCACCCUGUCUGACUACAACAUCCAGAAGGAGUCCACCCUUCACCUGGUGUUGCGUCUGAGGGGAGGCAUGCAGAUCUUCGUGAAGACCCUUACUGGCAAGACCAUCACCUUGGAGGUGGAGCCCAGCGACACCAUUGAGAAUGUCAAGGCCAAGAUCCAGGACAAAGAAGGCAUUCCCCCCGACCAGCAGAGGCUGAUCUUUGCUGGCAAGCAGCUGGAAGAUGGCCGCACCCUGUCUGACUACAACAUCCAGAAGGAGUCCACCCUUCACCUGGUGUUGCGUCUGAGGGGAGGCAUGCAGAUCUUCGUGAAGACCCUUACUGGCAAGACCAUCACCUUGGAGGUGGAGCCCAGCGACACCAUUGAGAAUGUCAAGGCCAAGAUCCAGGACAAAGAAGGCAUUCCCCCCGACCAGCAGAGGCUGAUCUUUGCUGGCAAGCAGCUGGAAGAUGGCCGCACCCUGUCUGACUACAACAUCCAGAAGGAGUCAACUCUUCACCUGGUCCUGCGACUCCGUGGUGGCAACUAAUCAAGUGCAGCUCUAUACUUGCUGUUUUCAGUCUUUAACCAUUGUUCCCCACCCCCCCCCCC